Fusarium coffeatum is the source of this 1419-nucleotide messenger RNA. RefSeq lists its product as uncharacterized. The transcript is spliced from 3 exons. NCBI's taxonomy places the organism in Eukaryota, Fungi, Ascomycota, Sordariomycetes, Hypocreales, Nectriaceae. The record is from RefSeq and is a predicted model, not a curated record. Bases 1 to 1419 code for a protein of 472 amino acids.
AUGAACACUUCUGAAAAGCGCCGUCCUGGCCCCGGGAACUCGUCUGCCCAUACGUUGCGAACAGGCGCCUCGAAUAAUAAUCGAACCAGCAGCAUGCCAGCCAUGCCGCCGAAAGCUGCCAUGCCUUCCAACACCAACGCGACCCCCGAAGAGUCCCAUGAGACGAACAGCAGCGGCGGCGGUGCCCCGCUCAAAGAGAAGGAGAGCACGGCCACAGGAGCCAGCAGCACAAAGGACAAGGAUCGUGAUAAGGAACGCAAGGAACGGAGGGAGAAGAAGGAGAAAGAGCGCGGGCUUGAGGCUGCUCUGAAAGAGAAGGAUGAGAGAAUCGCGUACCUGGAGAAAGAGAUGGGUAUCAUGGAACGUGAGUUCCACCGCGAAUUGGACAAGCUUAGCCAGAACGAAAGCGAGACAGCGACAUUUUGGCAAGCGAAGCACAGUGCAUUGAACCAGCAAUAUUUACGGACGGACACCGAGCUACGGCUUUUGCGCGCCGAGGUUGAAGUACGAGAAGGCGAGCGUGAAGAGCUCAGAGAGGGCUGGGAGGUUCUACGGCGAGAACUGAAAGAGCGAGACGAAGAGAUUCGGGGACUAAGAGGCCAAGUCCGUGGGCUAAAAGAGUGGGUGAGUAACAGCACGAGAACAGAUGGUCAGGAGUGCGACGAGGUCUUUGGCGAUGGCAUGGCACGAUUGGGCAACGGACUUCAAAACUGGGUUAUAGUGAACUUCAGGAAAGCCAAAAUAACAGAUCUGGAGAAUCUAGACGAGGCGACAUUGGCUGAGAUUAGCGAGCUCGUGCCCAUGUAUGAAGAGCUUGCGUCGACACACAAGGUUUACCUCUUGCAGUCCAUUGUAUCCAGGAUACUAGUCGAGAUGGUCUUUGAUACCUACUUUGUUGGUUUGACAGAAGAGCAGACGCAGCAGUUCCGGCAAUUAGAAAAGCUGAUAUCUACAUAUGCCAACUCUGACGAAGCCAUCAAUCAAUGGAGGUCCUCUACCUUAUCUCUGCUCCAUAGAGAUGCUUCUUCCCUGGAGGAAUCAACAGCAUCUGUCACCGAGACUAUCUUGACACGAAUAACCCGAAUCCUGGACGCCCUGUGCGGCACAUCUUCCUCUGAAGCUCGAGACAGUGGACUGCGAGUUCUUGUUAAUAACUCUGUCGAACUGGCGCGACUCGUUGCUGUUCAAAAAGCCGUUCUCCGUGUGAACAUGCCUACGGUAUUACCGCAUCAAAGAGUUAUGUUCGAGCCCGAAACAAUGGAAGAUCUAGGCGGAGAAGACGAAGAAUCACUAACUGGAAGAGAAAUAUGCUGUGUCGCCUUUCCAGGGGUGACCAAGCAUGGCGAUGAGCACGGAGGCCAUUUGCAAUACCGAAAUAUCAUACUCAAAGCCAGGGUGCUGUGCAGCCCUGAGCAAUAG